Molecule: messenger RNA, 2347 nt
Organism: Phyllopteryx taeniolatus (common seadragon)
Lineage: Eukaryota; Metazoa; Chordata; Actinopteri; Syngnathiformes; Syngnathidae
Gene: synpra
Product: synaptoporin a
Exons: 6
Coding region: 598-1296 (232 amino acids)
Cellular component (GO): synaptic vesicle; synaptic vesicle membrane
Source: RefSeq, a predicted model, not a curated record
GGGAGAGGAGACUCGUUUUCUUCCGGAUGGAGUCGGAAUCGCAGCCAAAAGCCCCCCCGACUGACUGACUGGACUGAUCCCACCUCGCAACACUGACUGCAUUGGGUCUCCCUUUGCUGUUUGUUUACGUCCAAUCAAGCGAGUAGGACGAGGAAACACUGCUGGGAUGGACACUGCAAAUCAGGCCAGUAAAUCGCAGAACGUUUGCGACGUGCACGUUACAGUUAGAAAUUGUAUGCUGAUUUAAAACUAAAAACAAACAAAAAAAAACAACAACAUUUUACUUCCCUCGUGUGUUUGCAGCUUGCAUCCGCGGGGACCUUUCAGGUGCUUAAAUUACCUCUGGGAUUUAUCCGUGUUUUGGAAUGGCUGGGAGAGGCAGAUAAACACACACAGGGUGCAAGGCUUAGCGGCCACCCUCCCGCUACAAUGACACGCUCCCCUGUUCAAAGGCCCCAGCCUGAAAUGAGAAGGGCUAAACCCGACGGAUAAAUCACGGGAAAAGGAGACAGCUGGACGAGGGUGGAGGUCUUUGCCAUAUUUGCCUUCGCAACAUGUGGGGGCUACUCUGGGCAGCUGCGGGUUAGUGUGGACUGCAUGGAGAAGACCAGCAGCAACCUUAGCAUUGCCAUUGACUUUGCUUAUCCUUUCAGGUUGCACCAGGUGUCGUUUGAAGCACCCAUGUGUGAGGGCAUGAGGAGGGAGCGCCUCUUUCUCAUUGGAGACUUUUCAUCCUCUGCGGAGUUCUUCGUUACAAUUGCAGUCUUUGCUUUCCUCUACUCACUUGUUGCCACUGUUGUCUACAUCUUCUUUCAUAACAAGUACAGUGAAAACAACCGAGGACCACUGAUCGAUUUUGUUGUGACCGUUGUGUUCUCCUUCAUGUGGCUCGUCAGCUCUUCUGCUUGGGCCAAAGCUCUGUCUGAUGUCAAGUUAGCGACAGAUCCGGAUGAGGUUCAGCUUCUUAUUUCUGCCUGUAAAGAUCAGAGAAAUAAAUGUGGCUCUGUGCAGGAACCACACUGGUCUGGACUCAACAACUCAGUGGUGUUUGGAUUCCUCAACUUUGUUCUCUGGGCGGGGAACAUCUGGUUUGUCUUCAAGGAGACUGGUUGGCACAAAGGUGCUACCAGGUUUGUGGGCGGGGCCUCCGAGAAGCAGACCGGCACCUUCACCCAGCAGACCCGCAACCAGGGCAGCUUUGAUCAGUCUGGGAGCUACAACACCCAGGGAGACCUGGACCAGCCAUCCGAGUACAGUCAGGUUGGAGGGCUUUCCUCCUAUGGCAAUCAAAUAUAGCUUGCCUUUUUAUACCUUGAGUGGUGCUUCCGCAUUCUAAACACGGCAACAGGUGAUAGCAAUGUCGGAAAAAAAGAUGACCAAGAAGUUAGAAGAGUUUAAGCCCAAUGAAUUAAAGUUUUGUCAGGUAUAUUUUUACUCGUUCUGUUUAUUUUUUUUUUUGGGGGGGGGGGGGGGGGGGGGGGGGUGAAUACAAUAUGUUCAAUUUCCUCACUGGAUCAUAUCUACAGUAUGUGCUUGGUAAUGUUUUAAAAAGGUUUGGACAUGGAUGUUUUUUGUAUUUGUAUAUUCCAAAAUUUGAAAAUGUGUGCAUGAUACUGUAUGUUUCUAUAGUCUCUGCAAUUCUAUUUUUAAAUGUUUUUUUUAACUGGAUUGGUGUUAUGUCUUCAGUUUUUAAUCUAACUGGAAGUUAAUUUUAAUAAAGUAUCUGUGGUUAUGUGACUCCAACAAAAUGCUUAGACAAAGUAGGUAAAAUAAAUUUGUUUUGAUCAUGUGAAGAGGAUUGUUUCCCCUAUUUAUUUUCAAGUUGGUGCUCUUGCAACAAUUUACUGUGAAUGUUGUCCAUGCAUGUCAGACUUGUAACAAUAGGGUUUUAAAUAUGGUUUAAAUUAAUUAAAUUAUUAGUAAUAAUAAUAACAAAUUAUUAUUAUUAAUAAUUAAAUGGGGUUUUGCUCUAGUUGAAGCAUGCCAGCAUGUCCACUGACAUAUCAAAAGCCCAGGAAAAAAAAAGCAUGUGUAAAUGGUAUCAUAUUUAUAUGCAAAGGUUGCUUAGUUUUUAUUCUAAACUCACAAUCAAGUUUGUGUUUUAUAUUUGAAGAAGUGAUACUUGAAGAGACUAUGCUAAGUUGAUGUUUGUUUAAAGAAAUAUGACAAGUGCAACUCUUAUUGUUGACCUAUUUGCAUGUGGUAAUAAAAAAAGCUCAUGAUGCCCAUGUGUUCAACAGUCUCUAUGUAUGAAUGUGUGCUGGUCAAUGUUAUUAUAAAAUUUAGCAAAUUAUGAUAUGACUGAUAAGUUCUCCUAUUAGCAGAUCAUGCAUUUGCUGUCAAAUGU